AUGUCGGAAAACGGCAUCCCUUCAACUACAACCCCCCAGGCGGCGCCGGCGCCGGCGCCCGUCGCUAACGACUCUGCUGCCCACGCUGUCACGGCCACCCCGACCGCCUCGGUGACUGCGACCGCCGCCGCCGCGACCGCUGCCGUCAACAACUCACUCAAUGGCGCCGGCGACCAACUACCUUGCCAGUGGGUGGGAUGCAGCGAGAAAUGCCCUACUGCCGAGGCGCUCUAUGAACACGUCUGCGAACGACAUGUCGGUCGCAAGAGCACCAACAAUCUCAACUUGACUUGCCAAUGGGGAACUUGCAACACCACCACUGUCAAGCGCGACCACAUCACCUCCCACAUUCGAGUGCAUGUGCCCCUCAAGCCCCAUAAGUGCGAUUUCUGUGGCAAGGCCUUCAAGCGCCCCCAGGAUCUGAAGAAGCACGUCAAGACCCAUGCCGACGACUCCGAGAUUCGCUCUCCCGAGCCUGGCAUGAAGCAUCAUCACGACAUGAUGUUCCCCCAGAACCCGAAAGGAUAUGCUGCUGCUGCUCCAUAUUUCGAUAGCCCAAUUCACGCCGUCUCUGGUCAAGGUUACGGGCAUGGCGCUCCUCAGUACUACCAGGCAGCACACCCGCCGCCUCCUCCCGCUGCUCCCCACUCUUAUGGUAACGGGUACGACGCCUUGAACGAGUUCUUCGGCGACUUGAAACGACGCCAGUUCGAUACGAGUUCCUACGCCGCUGUGGGCCAACGCCUACUUGGUCUGCAGCAACUGCAGCUUCCUAUUCUCAAUGGACCCGUUCCUGAAUACCAUCCCAUGCCCGCCGCAGUUCCUGUGGCCGGCGGCAGUGGUGGUGGUUACAGCCCUGGCGGCGGCCAUCCUCCUGGUUACCACCUGCCUCCCAUGUCGAACGUGCGGACCAAGAGCGAUCUCAUCAACAUCGAUCAGUUCUUGGAGCAGAUGCAAAACACCAUUUACGAAAGUGAUGAGAAUGUCGCAGCUGCUGGCGUUGCUCAACCGGGGGCUCAUUACGUGCAUGGAGGAAUGAGCUACCGGACAACGAACUCCCCGCCGACUCAGCUUCCCCCUAGCCAUGUCACUGCGACCACAUCGGCCCCGAUAAUGGCUGCUACCGCUCAAUCUCCUUCGACUGGUACACCUGCUUUAACACCGCCGUCAAGUGCGCAGUCCUACACUUCGCAACGCUCCCCGAUAUCAUUGCCUCAGAACCACCGUGUCUCUCCCCCUCAUGAGAGCGGCGCGGGCAUGUAUCCCCGUCUCCCGUCGACUACCAUGCCAGACAACAUGACCGCGGGCUACCCGACCGCUUCCAGCGCGGCUCCCCCGUCCACGCUCAGCGGCGCCUUUGAUGAUGACCGCCGCCGGUACACCGGAGGCACCUUGCAGCGCGCCCGACCAGCCGAACGCCAAUUGAGCGAGGAUCGCAUGGAUACUGCGCAAGAUACUAAGACCGAGGACGGCGACCGCACUCCUACCAAGAAGAGCCCCCAGUUUGCGGAGAGCUUGAUCGAUCCGGCUCUGUCCAGCGCCUCCCCAGACCCCGAUCAGGAGGCUGCUCAACGGACGGCCCGUGCUGCUACCGAGGUUGCCGAGCGGGAUGUCAAUGUUGCGUGGGUGGAGAAGGUUCGCCUGCUCGAAAACCUUCGUCGGUUAGUGUCUGAGUUGUUGGAGGGCCACGUUGAGCCAGAGACUGCGGAUAAGAAUGGGUCAGGGUCUCCUGCUCUCAGCGCCAUGGAGGGAGUCGAGACGGUCAGCACCCGGGCUUCCCCUGAGCAACAAAGCGAAGCUCCCAAGUCCGAGGGCGAAGUCGUCCUCUAUCCUACACUACGUGGGCUGGACGAGGACGGAGACUCUAAGAUGCCCGGUGACGAGGCGUAG
Messenger RNA from Penicillium argentinense, 1890 nucleotides. It is a transcript of the gene pacC, whose product is annotated as putative C2H2 transcription factor PacC. The coding region runs from base 1 to 1890 and encodes 629 amino acids. The record is from RefSeq and is a predicted model, not a curated record. Lineage: Eukaryota; Fungi; Ascomycota; Eurotiomycetes; Eurotiales; Aspergillaceae. Gene Ontology annotation, biological process: positive regulation of transcription by RNA polymerase II. Gene Ontology annotation, cellular component: nucleus. The transcript has 4 exons.